Heterocephalus glaber (naked mole-rat) is the source of this 3033-nucleotide messenger RNA. The record is from RefSeq and is a predicted model, not a curated record. NCBI's taxonomy places the organism in Eukaryota, Metazoa, Chordata, Mammalia, Rodentia, Bathyergidae.
AUGGACGCGGCGGGGAGGGCGCGGGCCUGGUCACUGCCUCCCCGGGCCGCGCAGGGUGGGCAGCGGGACGCGCCAGGUCUGGGCGCCGUGGGAAGUGGACAGAGAAUGCACCGGAAGGGCCGGAAGCUGGGCUCCAGCCGCCGGCGGCAGAUGAGAGAGCCAGCCGAUGGCCAGGAUGUCCAGAGGGACCCAGGGCCCGAGUCCUGGUCCUCGGAAGCUGAAGCAGAGCUGCAGACCUUCUUCCAAAACUGCGGCGCCAAGGACAGAGGCUUUGUCACCCGAGAGGACCUGGCAGAAGCCAAGUUCCGCUUCCUGGGCAGCGAGGAGGAGCCACAGAUGAUCUUCGACUGGGUGGACGUGGAGCGGAGGGGCCGCCUGUCCCUGGAGGAGUUCAGCACCGGGCUCAAAAACAUCUUUGGCUCCAGCCUGAGCACCCACGGGCUCCGCAGGAGGCGGCCACUGCCCUCCCAGCGCGUUUCUGUGUCGGUGACCGGCGGCUUCCCGGCCCUGGAGGAAGCCAGCGCCGAGGAGAGGGCGGCGUUCCUUGCCCUGGUGGGGCAGCUGGGGACCGGACACCUGCUUCCCGAGCAGACGGAGAUCUGGCGACUGUGGGGGAAACUGAGGCAGGAGGAGCCGCAGCUGGCCGGCAACCUGGAGGGCUUCCUGGCCAAGAUGAGCAGCCGCCUGCAGGAGGUCCGGGCUGACAGGGAGGCCCUGGAGCAGAGGCUGAGGAAGCGCGACUCGGACCACCACCGCCAGGUGCAGCAGCUGUACGAGGAGCUGGACCACCAGAUCCACGGGGAGAAGCAGCAGCUGCAGGCCCAGAGCGACUCCCGGGACAGGGUCCUCAGCGCCCAGAUGCAGGACGCCCUGGAGGCCAAGGAGCGCGAGGUGCAGCGGCUGGCGCAGGGCCAGCGCGAGCUGGAGGCCCAGCUCCACAGCCUCAGUGACACCCACCAACAGGCCGCCUCAGAGAACCUGCAGCUCAGGGAGGCCGGCCGAGACCUGGCCAAGCAGCUGGACGAGGUGCAGGGACAGCUGCAGGUGACCCGGGGACACCUGGAUGCGGCCCGGGGCCAAGUGUCUUGGCAGGUAGAAGAGGAGGCGAGCGUCCCCAGAGCCAGUGAGAAGCUCCCAGCCGCUCAGGCUGUGGCCCCCGAGGAGGCGCCCCUGCCCGGGCUGUUUGAGGACAAUGGCGACUGGGGCCAGCUCCUGAGUGGCUUCGGCAGCCCUCCGAACCAGGCCCUGCAGCUCUCCUGGAGUCUGCCGCCCACGCCCCAGGCCACCCCAGGGCCCCGGAUGCCCCGAGUGGUCAGGCAGAUCUCCAUCUCCAAGCCAAACACUUGGCCAUCUGGCCAGGAGCCGCCUUUGGACCCAGAUCCAGAUGGGGCCCCGGGGAGCCCGCCAGGGGUGCCCCCCAACACCCAGCAUGGGAAAGGAGAGGACACGGGAGGCCAGGACACCGGUCCAGAGCAGCCUGUCAGGCCCCUUGGCCGGGAACCCCGCCCUGAGCCAGCAGCUGCACCCCGGGCUGCCUUCCCCUGGGGCCUUUCAGGGGGUCAGGGGAGCCUGGUGGCUGCUGCGCUCAGGGUGCUCGUUCCUGUGGAGGACAGUGGCUCCCGUCCCUCUCCCCAGGCUCCUGCUGGGGCCAGCGAGCAGCUCCAGGCCUCAGACGAUACAGACCCUGGGCCCAGCCCUGUCCCGGCCGAGCCGCUCAGGCAGAGAGAGGCCCCGAAGGCUGAGGGCACUGAGCCAGGCCUGGGCUCCCUGGGGACUGUGGCCUCCCCACAGGGCCUGGAACCCAUAGGUCAGGCUCUCCCAGAGGGCCCGGAGCUGGGCCAGCUGAGCCUGGUCGGGCAGGAUGGCCAGUCCGAGGGGCUCAGGGAAGCCCAUGGCCAGGCCCUUGGGCCAGAUGGGCUGCCAGUCCUCCCCUUCCACAGUCCCGAAGAGGAGCCCCAGGCUGGAGAAGGAAAAGCAGUAGGCCGAGGCAGGCAGGGCCCCAGUUCCAAGCAGGCAGCUGAGGCUAUCCAAUCGCCCCAGCCUGGCUCUCCCGGUGCUGAGCCACCACGGGCUCCCUCAGCAAUGUCGCCCCCUCCUGGCGAGACGUCCCCGGUAGGCCUCUCUCCCACCAGCAAGGUCCAGGAACCCACACAGACCCUUCCGGUCCUGACACCCCAACCCAAAGCUGCCCAGGCAGAGAGAGAGCCCAGGGCAGAGAGCCGGCCUGGCACAGACUCCUCUGAGCCUCACCCUGGCAGCACCGGCGGGCCUCAGGCUGACCCUGACUACCUCUUCCACAUCGUCUUCCUGGGCGACUCCAACGUGGGCAAAACUUCCUUCCUGCACCUGCUGCACCAGAACACCUUCGCCACUGGGCUGGCCGCCACCGUGGGAGUGGAUUUUCGGGUCAAAACCCUGCUGGUGGACAACAAGUGUUUUGCUCUGCAGCUGUGGGAUACUGCUGGCCAGGAGAGGUAUCACAGCGUGACACGGCAGCUGCUCCGCAAGGCCGAUGGGGUGGUGCUCAUGUACGACAUCACCUCCCGGGAGAGCUUCGCCCAUGUGCGCUACUGGCUGCACUGUCUGCAGGACUCCCGGGCAGAGGGCGUGGUCCUCCUCCUGCUGGGGAACAAGCUGGACUGCGAGGAGGCGCGGCAGGUGCCCACAGAGGCCGGGCAGCAGCUGGCGCAGGAGCUGGGGGUGUCCUUUGGAGAGUGCAGUGCCAUCCUGGGUCACAACAUCCUGGAGCCCAUGGUGAACCUGGCCCGGGCACUGAGGGCGCAGGAGGACCGCCUGAAGGACUCACUGCUGGAGGUGGCACCCAGGAGGCUGCCCGUGAGAGCUGGCUGCUGCUCCUGACCCCGUUUGCUGUGCUUGGCUCCAGCCUGCCCUCCGGGACCCACGGCUUCUGGGACGCCUGUGUGUGGCCGCAUUUCUGUAAGGCCCGGGUCUUCCUUAUAAACUAGCGUGGAGGAGAUGGAGGGAAAGGUUGCAGGGAGCUUGCUUUGGUGCCGACUCCUCAUCCACCUGACC